Adineta steineri is the source of this 1908-nucleotide messenger RNA. NCBI's taxonomy places the organism in Eukaryota, Metazoa, Rotifera, Eurotatoria, Adinetida, Adinetidae. The record is from the annotation of a GenBank genome assembly.
AUGUCAAUUUAUUGUCAACAGAUAGAUGAAAUUGUUGAAUGUAAUAGCAAACAUUUAGAUCAAUAUCAAUUAGAUACAAUGAAUCUUACUGAACAAGAAGAACUUGCUAAUACAAUUUUAAAUGAAUAUAAUAAAAAUUUAACAACUCUUGCCUAUAUAACAUCAUCAGCUGAAUUUGAAGCACAUUUAUAUUUGAAUGAUACAAACAAAAGACGUACAACGGAAAAAUGUUAUGAAGCUUAUCGAAAUUGUUUAAAAACAAUUGCUACUGCUGCAAGACAAUUUAAAAAUUUAAUAGAAAAUCAAAAUUCAUCAUUAUAUUGGUUAUUAAUACGUACACAAGCUAUUGGAGAUGCGGGAGAAACAGAUUUAAAUAUUAAAAUUCAAUUACAUAAAUUAAAAACUCAUAUUAAAGAAAUUUAUCAUAGAAAAUUUAUUUGGAAUAAUACAAAACUCGGAAUUGAUGAAGUUCAAGAAAUACUUGGUACACUUAAUUCACCUGAUGAUCUUCUUUCAUUAUGGAAUGCAACUUAUGAAGUAGCUGCACCAAUGAGAGAUUAUUAUUCAACAUUAAUUGCUGUACAAAAUCAACAGGCCACACAGAAUCGCACAAAUGAAAAAAGUGAUACACCAGCAAAUCUUGAAGAACGUCAGUUAGUUGAACAAUUAUGGCAAGAAUUAAAACCAUUACAUGAAUUAUUACAUGCUUAUAUAAGACAAAAUAUGGCUAAACUUUAUCCGGGACAUGUUCGAGUUGAUGAAGCUAUACCAAUUCAUUUAACAAAAGAUUUAUUUGGUUUAAUGAUGACAUAUCUUGAACGUGAUAUACUACCAUUUCCUCAUGUAAAAGGCAUUGAUUUAGGUCCAGCAAUGAUACGAAAGAAUUUUACUGAACAAGAAAUUUUUCAAUACGCUGAUAAAUUUUUUAUUUCAUUAAAUUUAACACGUGUACCAGAAAAAUUUUGGAAUUUAUCUAUAUUUAAAAAGAUUCCUAAUCGUCAUAUGGCUUGUCAUCCAACAGCGAUUGAUUUAUAUAAAUAUGAUGAUGUUCGAAUUCGUAUGUGUACAAGUAUAACAUCACGUGAUUUUUAUGUUGUUCAUCAUGAAAUGGGUCAUAUUCAACAUUAUCUUCAAUAUGAAAAUUUACCAUUUUGGUUUCGUCGAUCACCACACGGUGCAUUUGGUGAAGGUAUUGGUGAUGCAAUUGCAUUAGCAACAAUGUCUCCAACACAUUUAAAACGAAUUGGUUUACUUGAAAAUUAUACAUCAUCAAGAGAGGAUAAUAUAAAGUUUUUAAUUUCACAAGGUUUAAGUCGACUUUUUUUACCACCGUUUGCAUAUGCACUUGAUAUUUGGCGUUGGUCAGUUUUUAAUGGUUCAAUUCAACCACAUGAAUAUAAUAAACGUUAUUGGGAUCUUAUAUGUCAAUAUCAAGGUAUGAAACCACCAACACAUCGUGAUGAACGAUAUUUUGAUGCUGGUACUAAACUUCAUGUUGCUUCAGAUCUAUCAUAUAUAAAAUAUUUUCUUGCACAUGUUUUUCAAUUUCAAAUAUUUGAUAUUCUAUGUCAAGAAGCUGGUCAUCAAGGACCAUUACAUUUAUGUGAUUUACAUGGUUCAAAUGCAGCUGGAAAUAAACUUAAAAUUUUACUUGGAUUGGGUUCAUCAAAACCAUGGCAAGAUAUAUUAGAAGAAUUUGCUGGUGUAAGAACAUUUUCAGCUAAAUCAUGUUUAAAAUAUUUUCAACCACUUCGUGAAUAUCUUGAAGAAUUAGUUGCUAAUGGUCAAUUAAAUGUUGGAUGGAAAUGUGAAAAUAAUCAUUGUUCAAAAAGAAAUUUUACUCGAAUAAAUAUUUGUUUUAUUUUAUUUUUAAAAUUUCUUAUUUCAAAAUUUUUCUUUUAUUUAUAA